This is a messenger RNA of Phytomonas sp. EM1, 3393 nucleotides long. The record is from the annotation of a GenBank genome assembly. NCBI's taxonomy places the organism in Eukaryota, Euglenozoa, Kinetoplastea, Trypanosomatida, Trypanosomatidae.
AUGCUGAAGGAAGGUGCCUUUGAUGAGUUUGGUACGGAAUAUCAGCGGAGAAAGCUGGAAAUACUUCCGGAGAUUAUCAAGAUGAAGGGUAUUCUGAACCAUCAUAUCGCCUCGUUUAACCACUUACUUGAUGUGGAGCUGAAGAAAAUUCUACUGAAUGAAUCAAACGUUGAAAUCAAGAGUACGGUUGAUCCGGACUUCGCGAUACGGUACACGAAUAUUCGCGUCUGUAGACCGCGGGAAAUAGUUGGUAAAGGGCAGGUACCAAAACAAGUUACGCCCUAUGAAUGCCGUAUUCGCGACCUAACCUACCGAGGCGACAUGAUCGUGGAUGUGGAGUACACUUCGCGAGAUAAAUCCCACAAAAUGUACGUGGAGAAGGAUAUCAAAAUCGGGUCCAUCCCGAUCAUGCUCAAGUCGAAGUGUUGUAAUUUGCAUCAAAAAACGAGGGAGGAGCUUGUUAGCAUGCGUGAGUGCCCACUAGAUCCAGGUGGCUAUUUUAUCAUCAAAGGCGUCGAGAAGGUUUGCCUUGUGCAAGAACAACAGAGCAAAAACCGUAUCAUUAUCGAGGCCGACGAUCAUGGCAGCAUACGAGCCCACGUCCAAAGCAAAACUCAUUAUUCCAUCUCCAUGUGCACAGUUCUCAUGAAGAAGAGCAAGAUCUACAUGAGUCAUCGCUCUUUCACCGAGGAUAUCCCCAUUGUGAUUCUUUUAAAAGCCCUAGGUCUGGAAAGCGAUCAGAGCAUUGCGCAGAACAUCGGAACCACGCCGAUGUUUCGCAAGGUGCUCUUCGCCUGCUUCCACGACGCCGCGCUGAUGGGGGUGGUGACGCAGAACGACGCGCUGAACUUUGUUGGGGAGCGGAGAAAAGAAUCGGCGUGGGAGUCGGAGGACAGUGCAGGGCGGUCGGUUCAACGAUCCAAAGCUGAUAAAGCAGCGGAUUUUCUCGCGAACGUGCUGCUUUGCCACAUUCGAGAAGGAGAAACGCAGCGGGACUGGAAUUUCCAUCACAAGGCGCUCUAUGUGUGCUACAUGGUGCGUCGCAUGAUCGAGGCGAGCGACGACCCCUCCUUGCUCGAUGAGAGGGAUUUCUACGGGAAUAAGCGCUUUGAAACAACCGGCACGCUCAUGAGUUUACUCUUUGAGGACCUCCUAAAACAGUUUAACCGGGUUGUCAAAACCGCCAUGGAUCAACAGCUAUCGAAGAAGGACUCCACGAAGCCGUUUAACGUUAAGCAGCUGAUGGAAAGUAAGAUGGAGGUGAUUCAGAAUGGGAUGCGAAUCGCCAUCAGCAGCGGUCGUUGGGAGCUAAAGCGGUUUAACAUGAGUCGACAGGGCAUCACGCAGGUUCUUUCGCGGCUUUCCUACAUCGCCUGCUUGGGGAUGAUGACGCGUUUGGCCUCUUCUUUUGAGCGAACCCGCAAAAUAAGCGGUCCGCGAUCGCUCCAGCCAAGUCAAUGGGGAAUGGUCUGCCCUUGUGAUACCCCUGAAGGGGAGAGCUGCGGGUUGGUGAAGAAUUUCGCGAUUUUAAGUCAAAUUACACUGGAUUUGGAUGAUACCUACGUCCGAGCGGCGGCGCAUAGCUUUGGGGUGGAGGAGAUCGACACCGUGACCCCGGAGGAGUUUCGCCGGUAUUAUAGCGUGUUCUUGAACGGCACGCUGAUUGGCGUGCAUCGCUAUCCGAAUCGGCUAUGCCUUGGGAUUCGUCAGCUACGGCGAAGCGGGCGGCUUCACCCGCACGUCUCCAUCGCCACUCAGGAGCACCAAAAGGCCGUUCAGAUCAGCAGCGAUGGCGGGCGGAUAGUCCGCCUUCUCGCGCUCGUUCGCAACGGCAAGCCUGCGAUCACGCUCGCGCAUUUGGAUCUGCUCCGGAGUGGGUUGCGCACCUUGAAUGACUUUCUCGCCGAAGGGCUGAUCGAGUACGUGGAUGUGAACGAAUCCAACGAUUGCUUGAUCGCCGUCUACCCGAGGGAUAUCACGGAGUUCACCACUCACAUGGAGGUGGAGCCGCUUUCCUUGCUAGGCGUCGUUGCGGGGAUUAUUCCGUAUCCCCACCACAACCAAUCCGCCCGAAACACCUUUCAGUGCGCGAUGGGGAAACAGGCGAUGGGAAGCAUCAGCCUCAAUCAGUACCAUCGCGCGGAUACGAUCCUGCUCAUUGGGGCCUACCCCCAACGCCCGCUUUGCCGAUCGCAGGCGAUGAAUUUAACGCAUUACGAAAAACUCGGCGCCGGGAUCAACGCGAUGGUCUGCGUGAUGAGCUACAGCGGGUAUGAUAUCGAGGACGCGCAGGUCUACAACCGCGCCGCGCUCGAGCGCGGCUACGGCCGCUGCGUCGUCCUGCGAAAACACGAGGUGGAUCUGAUGAAACUCCGCGGCGGCGCGGUCGACGCGGUGCUGCCGCCGCCGCCGAAUGCCGGGGGGCGGUUUAAAGCGCUCAACCCCGACGGCCUCGCGAGCCGGGGGGCCCGCGUGACGAUGAAUGACGUGCUCGUGAAUAAAUCCACCCCCGAGGCGGCGCCCGGCGGCGAGGCGCGGCCGACCCCGUUGCUUUAUAAAUACCCCCAACCCGCCGUGGUCGACCACGUCGUCGUCUGCGCCCCGGGCGAGGCCGAUCGCGCCGUGGAUGUGGAGCAAAAAAUCAAAGUCAUCACCCGCGAGGUGCGGGUGCCGGAGCCGGGGGAUAAAUUCUCCUCCCGGCAUGGCCAAAAAGGCGUGGUCGGGCUCAUCGCCGAUGGCGUGGAUAUGCCGUUCAACGAGCGUGGAAUGAGCCCGGAUAUGAUCAUGAACCCCCAUGGCUUUCCCAGUCGAAUGACGGUCGGGAAGUUGUUGGAGCUCGUCUGCGCGAAGGCCGCCGCGAUCUCCGGGCGGAUCGGCGACGGCACCGCCUUCGCCGGGGAUCCCGCGGCGGAGAUCGGGCGACUUCUCGUUUCCCACGGCUGUAAUUAUCACGGGAAGGAUCUUUUUUACUCCGGGAUCACGGGAGAGGCGAUGCAGGGCUUUGUCUUCUUCGGUCCGAUUUAUUAUCAGCGGUUAAAACACAUGGUAACGGAUAAGAUGCACGCCCGGGCGACGGGGCCUCGCUCGAUGCUCACCCGGCAACCGACGGAAGGGCGCUCGCGAAGUGGCGGUCUUCGCGUGGGGGAGAUGGAGCGGGAUUGUAUGGUGGGGUAUGGCGUCGCCAACCUGCUGAAUGAACGGCUGCUGCUCAGCUCCGAUCUUUUCACGGCGGAUGUUUGUCAGCAGUGUGGGAAUUUAGGAUAUCAGGGGAUAUGCCCCUUCUGUCGAUGUAAGGACGUCACUUCGAAGGUGAACAUGCCGUACGCGUUUAAGCUUCUUAUUCAGGAACUACAGGGCAUGGGGAUUAACAUGCGUCUGAUUCUGGAUAGCUAG